AUGUCGAACCCCAAGCCCGAGUUCCUGCGCUUCACCGGCCACCAGUCCUUCGCCCAGCGCCUCGUGCUGUCGACCCUGACCGGCCGCCCCGUCCACAUCUCCAAGAUCCGCACCCAGUCGCCCACCAACCCGGGCCUGGCGCCCCAUGAGGUCUCCUUCCUGCGCCUGCUCGAGGCCGUCACCAACGGCGCCUCGAUGCAGAUCUCCUACACCGGUACCACCAUCACCUACCACCCGGGCCUGAUCACGGGCGCCGCCCCGGGCGUCGGCGCCGUCGGCGACAGCGCCGAUGUCAUCGAGCACAACAUCCCCGCCUCCUGCACCCGCGGCAUCACCUACUUCCUGCUGCCCCUGUGCCAGCUGGCCCCCUUCUCCAAGGCCCACAUGAACGUGCGCUUCACCGGCCCGGGCGUCAUCACAUCGGCCACCGAGACCGGCGACCUGUCGGUCGACUCCUUCCGGACCGCCAUAUUACCCAUGUACGACCUGUUCGGCAUACCCGCCGCGCGCAUAGAGUUGAGGGUGAUGCAGAGGUCGUGCGCAGGGCCCAGGGGAACGGGCGGCGCCGGCGUGGUCGAGCUGCGGUUCGCCAGCCAGGUCCGCCUGCCCAAGACGUUACAUCUGAACCGCAGCCCCGGCAGGAUACGGAGGAUACGCGGCGUGGCCUAUGCCACGGGCGUCUCGGCGAGCAACAACGCGCGCAUGAUACACUCGGCGAGGGAGGUGCUGAACCCCCUGGUGGCAGACAUACACGUUGCGGCACAGUACGACCAGGCGCCGCUGGUGGCGGCCGGCGACAAGGCCGGCGGGAAGAGGAGGAUGGGUAUCGGGUUUGGCCUGAGUCUCGUGGCCGAGUCCAACGCCGCCGGCGUCCUGUAUUCGGCGGACAUCGUCGCGCCGGCCGAGGGAGGCGUCGUGCCCGAGGAUCUGGGGAAGCGGUGUGCAUACCAGCUCCUGGAGGCCAUAGAGACCGGAGGGUGCGCCAGCCUGGCGGCCUCGAGCACGGUGCUGACGCUCAUGGCCAUGGGAUCGGAGGACGUGGGGCGGCUACGGAUUGGCAGGGGCGUCAUGGGCACGGAGCAGGUCAUAGGGCUGGCGCGGGACCUCAAGACCUUUGGCGCCAGCAGCUGGGGUCUGAGGGACGUCGACGACGACGACACGGGCGACAUCAUUGUCUCGGUGAAGGGGACUGGUGUCGGCAAUGUCGGCAGGAAGGUAGCAUAG
Messenger RNA from Neoarthrinium moseri, 1224 nucleotides. RefSeq lists its product as uncharacterized. The coding region runs from base 1 to 1224 and encodes 407 amino acids. The transcript has a single exon. Gene Ontology annotation, biological process: ribosome biogenesis; endonucleolytic cleavage of tricistronic rRNA transcript (SSU-rRNA, 5.8S rRNA, LSU-rRNA). Gene Ontology annotation, molecular function: RNA endonuclease activity. Lineage: Eukaryota; Fungi; Ascomycota; Sordariomycetes; Amphisphaeriales; Apiosporaceae. Gene Ontology annotation, cellular component: nucleolus. The record is from RefSeq and is a predicted model, not a curated record.